AAAAUUAACCUUCUCUCUCUCUCCCCAACACACCAUGCCUGCAUCAUCAGCAGCAGCAGCUUUACACACUACGCUGUGCUUCUCUACCCAAAAGCCUACACCUACACCCUCAAAUUCUCAGCAACCAAACGCCCACUUAUCAGCAAAGCCUAAAAGUCCUCUCCACAAGCACCCACUCUAUACGCCUCUUCACACUAACAUCUCUUUCCAAAUCAAAGAAAAAAUCCUAUGCCUUGAAAUCAUGGGUAUUGACUCUGGCAAAGCAUUAUCUCAAAACCCUUCUCUCCAUUCAGCUUCUCUAGAUUCAAUUCAAUCCAUAAUCUCAUUUCUCCAUUCCAAAGGCAUCCUCCAAAAAGACUUAGCUAGAAUCUUCGGCAUGUGCCCUCAAAUCCUCACCUCUAACAUCAAAACUGAACUUAACCCAGUUUUUGAUUUCCUUUACCAUGACCUUGAAGUCCCAGAAAAUAAAUUUAGAAGGGUUAUCAAUAAAUGCCCUAGGUUGCUCAUUUCUAGUGUUAAAGAUCAGCUUAAACCAUGCCUAUUUUAUCUCCAAAGGCUAGGGUUUAAGGAUUUGGAGGCUUUGGCUUAUCAAGAUUCUAUCUUGUUGGUUUCUAAUGUAGAGAAGACUUUGAUUCCUAAAUUGAAGCAUUUGGAGAGUUUAGGGUUUUCAAAAGAUGAGACUGUGGGCAUGGUUUUAAGAUGUCCUGCUUUGUUUACAUUUAGUGUUGAGAAUAAUUUUAAGCCAAAGUUCAGUUUUUUCAUGGAGGAGAUGAAUGGGAAAUUGGAGGAGUUGAAAGCGUUUCCUCAAUAUUUUGCUUUUAGUUUGGAAAAUAGGAUUAAGCCAAGGCAUUUGGAGAUUACUCAACUGGGGACUAAAAUGGCUUUGCCAAUUAUGCUUAAGAGCACUGAUGAACAGUUUAGGGAGUUGCUAAGGCAAGGAGCUGGAUAAGGAAUUAUGGUGUGAUUCAUUUUCCUUUCUCUGUUACUUUCUCAAUUGACAUUUUGGUGUCACUUGUAAAUCUUGGUGAUUUGUCUAAUUUGUAAAGAAUAUUUCCUUAACAGUUUCUCAAUUGGCAGGUUUGGUAAGCCUAAUAAAAUAUAAUGUAAUAAGAUACAUUUCCAAGGUAAAUUUACUUUCUUGAAUUACUUUACGGUA
Molecule: messenger RNA, 1156 nt
Organism: Jatropha curcas
Lineage: Eukaryota; Viridiplantae; Streptophyta; Magnoliopsida; Malpighiales; Euphorbiaceae
Product: Mitochondrial transcription termination factor family protein
Biological process (GO): regulation of DNA-templated transcription
Molecular function (GO): double-stranded DNA binding
Source: RefSeq, a predicted model, not a curated record